GCUGCUCGGGCUGAGCGCGCCCCGGAACAGGCCGCCGCGCGCCGCGCUCCGGACCCGCAGCCGCCGCCGGCCCGGCCGGGUCGGGCGGCCCAGGGCGGCACCUUCCUAUUUCUCCCUGGCCACAGCCGUCUCCUCAUAGUAGAGCACCUGUUGGCCUGAGUGAAUUUCCAGGAGCAGGAGUUCCCAGAGCUGGGCCAGGGGGAUGAACCGCGAGGGUGCUCCCGGGAAGAGUCCGGAGGAGGUGUACAUUCAGCAGAAGGUGCGGGUGCUGCUCAUGCUGAGGAAGAUGGGAUCCAACCUGACGGCCAGCGAGGAAGAGUUCCUGCGCACCUACGCGGGCGUGGUCCACAGCCAGCUCAGCCAGCUGCCGCAGCACUCCAUCGACCAGGGUGCAGAGGAUGUGGUGAUGGCGUUUUCCAGGUCGGAGACGGAAGACCGGAGGCAGUAGCUGCAACCCCUUGGAGCACCCUGGAAGCUGUCAAGGGGCAAGAUCGGUGCAGCUCCUCGGCCAGCCGAGUGACAGGAGACCACCCUUCCCGUCCCCCUGCCCACCCCCUGCCCGCCCCAUGGCCACUCAGCUCAGCGGGGCUGCCACUGGGGGAGACACUCGUGGUGCACUUAUAACUGGCUGAGGACUUGUGAUUGGCUGCAGGAAGAAACCUUUUCAUUUUUAAAUCUUGACCAAUGGAAACCUUUUAUUUUCAUUUCUGACUUUUUUUGCGCCUCGGUGUCUGGCUUCCCGGGAAGCUCUCCGAGCUCUGGUGCUUUGUCUCAGUCAUUUUUUUAGGCAUGUGAAGAGAUGAUUGGCUGCUUAAACAGGAAAAGGAUUGGCUGGUUAGUGGGAACUUUUUUUUUUCUUUCAUCAGCUGCAGGUGUUCUGUUGAUAUCAACAGCUUCUCUAAUGUCAAACGCAGAAAACAGGGUCUGGGACGUUGGUUGUUACAUUUGACUUGAAAAAAAAAAAAACAGAACCAAGUAUGCUUUGCAAUAUUUAUUACAUGAAGAGCUUGCUGCUGCUGCCUUCACGUGUCGGGUUUGUGUCUGAGCGGCUCACGCAGGAUUCCCGUUGCCAUGGAUUCACCCCACUCUGCCACUUGUCCCGGAUCUGGGGGUCCACCUGGAGAACGCUUUGGUGACCACACCUGCCUCUACCAGCAAGGGGACCCCAAGCACCCCAGUCAGGGUCCACAGCCAGGAGCUCUGUGUUACCAUGAACGAGCUGCACAGAGCGUUGAGCUGGCUGUAGGGCUGGCUUCAUGUGCAUUGCUGCCACAAACCUCCAUGGGAGCUGGGUCCCCAGACACCGCCCUCCACCGAGGAGCAGCAGGCUGGGCAGCUCCCUCCUCCUGCCUGCCCCUCCUUGUCCCACUUGCUGAUAGUUCUGGCUAAAACCACACUUGACCUGGAGGUCACCUGGUCACCUUGUAAGGGUCUCUUCUUUGGAGCCCCACACCUACAUAAGAGCCCCAGCUUGGCUCCCAAGGCCCAGCAGAUCUGGGCUUUCAAACACCAACCUCAGGGGCUGGCGUGAUAGCUCAUCUGACUAAUCC
Messenger RNA from Ochotona curzoniae (black-lipped pika), 1550 nucleotides. It is a transcript of the gene CTNNBIP1, whose product is annotated as catenin beta interacting protein 1. Lineage: Eukaryota; Metazoa; Chordata; Mammalia; Lagomorpha; Ochotonidae. Bases 203 to 448 code for a protein of 81 amino acids. The transcript is spliced from 5 exons. Gene Ontology annotation, cellular component: beta-catenin destruction complex; cytosol; nucleus. Gene Ontology annotation, biological process: negative regulation of Wnt signaling pathway. The record is from RefSeq and is a predicted model, not a curated record. Gene Ontology annotation, molecular function: beta-catenin binding.